This is a messenger RNA of Triticum aestivum (bread wheat), 1213 nucleotides long. RefSeq lists its product as uncharacterized. Bases 188 to 787 code for a protein of 199 amino acids. The transcript has a single exon. Lineage: Eukaryota; Viridiplantae; Streptophyta; Magnoliopsida; Poales; Poaceae. The record is from RefSeq and is a predicted model, not a curated record.
UCCUUAAAACAAGGCACAUGUCCCAUGCAUCAACACUUCAGUCUCGCCAUUACCAGUACCACACACGCACUCGCUAAUUGCAAUUUGCAGCCAGCAGCACCAAUUUGUUCUGUCUUGUCUGCAUUCCUGCAGUCGCUUAAGAACUAGUAGUAGCUAGGUAGGAGUUUGAAAGAAGCUAGCCAAAAAGAUGAAGGCCAAGACGAAGAUCAGAAAGGCUGCCGACUUCUUGAGGAAGGCUGUGCGGGCGCUGAGGGGCAGGGCCGGCGUCCUCAGGGCGCGGCUCCUCUUCCUCGCCUCGCUCCGCCACAGGACGGCGAUGGUCGGCACCGUGUCGCGCCACCUCCGCGCCCUCAUGCCGGGCCGCCAGAGAGACCCGGUGCACGACCACCGCAAGGCCCUAGCCUUGUCGACGAUGGCGGCGGAGGAGGACGGGCAGGCUGCGAAGCAUGGAGUCGACGUCCCAGGCCUCUCCGGGCUGUUGCAAGAAGUGGUCGGCGACGACGAUGACGGCCACUGCGGCUACCCGGACUGGACGCACUCACUGUUCGACGACGACGAUGACGACUGCAACCUCCAGGAGGGCGACGAUGUUGACGAGGAACGCGGUGGUGGCGCGGAGGCAAUGGAGGAAGAUCAGCUGCCUGACGACGAGCCGUCGGUGAUGGACGUCAUCAGGAGGUGCAGGGAAGGGGACGGAAUGGAGUUCAACAUCGAGGAGGAGAUCGACCACGCCGCUGACAUGUUCAUACGGCGGGUCCGCAGCCGAAUGAGCAACCGGAGCUUCUAGACGUCCUGGGCCUUCGAUUGGUUUGUUUCUUCGUCACUGAGCUUUCGUACUACUACUACAUAACUUGGUUAAACAUGGCAUAUGACAGAUGCAUGUUUUUCCCCGUUAAAGUCACAGCGUUAAAGUCACAGUCAUACUUAUGUACUCCCUCUGUCUCAUAAUAUAAGAACGUUUUUGACACGAAUAAUUAUACAACUACUAUCGUCAUAUUAGUUUCACAACGAUCUUCCUUAAUUUUACUGGACUUGUUAUCAAGUACUCCCUCCGUCCCGAAAUACUUGUCAUCAAAAUGAAUAAAAAGGAUGUAUCUAGAUGUAUUUUAGUUUUAGAUGCAUCCAUUUUGUCCAUUUUGAUGACAAGUAUUUUCGGACAGAGGGAGUACCAAUUAUACUAGGAUUUUUACUACAAUAUUUAGCACUUGAUAUU